AUGAGCACUUUCUUCUCUGAGAUAGCAGCGUGGCUGUGCCUGGCUGUCACCACAGUGCUGGGGGGAAUGCUUCUUUGCAAACUCAAGAAUAGCCCGGGGCAGGUGGGAAGCAGGGCCAUCUGCCUGAUGGGCCUCUGGGGAGGCAUUUGCCUGCUCAGCUUGUCCCUGUACUGGGGCUUGGCUGUCUUCUCUUUGUCCUGUUCUCUCACUUAUGCAUACUUAUCUGGCCAAGAGAUGUUACUCGUGGAUCAGAAGGCAGUCCUGAUCACAGGUUGUGAUUCUGGGAUUGGCCAUGCUUUGUCCAAGCAUCUGGACCAGCUGGGUUUCACAGUAUUUGCUGGAGUGUUGAAUGAAAAAGGAUCAGGAGCAGAGGAACUGCGAAGAACCUGCUCCUUGCAUCUCUCCGUGAUCCAGCUUGAUGUUACCAACCCAACCCAGAUAAAAGAGGCACACAGCAAGGUGGUGGAGAAGGUUCAGGACAGAGGACUGUGGGCGGUGAUCAACAAUGCUGGGGUCCUUGGCUUCCCGGCUGACGCGGAGCUUAUUCCCAUGGCUGACUACAGACAAUGCAUGGCCGUGAACUUCUUUGGAGCCGUAGAAGUCACAAAGACAUUUUUGCCUCUUCUUCGGAAAUCCAAGGGGAGGCUGGUGAACAUCAGCAGCAUGGCAGCAGGGGUCCCAAUGGAAAACCUGGCAGCCUAUGGCUCAUCUAAGGCAGCUCUGACCAUGUUUUCGGCAGUUAUGAGACAAGAGCUUUCCAAAUGGGGAGUUAAAGUUGCUGUCAUUCAUCCAGGAGGCUUCAAAACAAAUAUCAUAGGCACAAAGGAGAUGUGGGACAAGCAGCAGAAGAACCUUCUGGACACCCUAGCCCCUGACGUGCAGGAGGACUACGGUCAGGAGUAUAUUCUUGCCCUACAGGAUUUUCUCCACCUCAGUAACAUGCAUAGCAGUGCGGACUUCUCCCCCAUUCUCCUGGAUGUCCAGCACACAGUUUCUGCAAAGAGCCCCUUUGCUCUGUACACACCAGGAAAAAGUUCUUACCUGUGGCUCUGCAUUGCCUCCUUCUUUCCUGCUGUAGUGUUUGAUUAUCUUAGAAAGAGAGCACGUGGCUCUGGAAACAUGCACAGAGCCAUAAGCACGCCUGCCCAGGAGAAUGAAACCAUGUAG
Trichechus manatus latirostris (Florida manatee) is the source of this 1167-nucleotide messenger RNA. It is a transcript of the gene HSD17B2, whose product is annotated as hydroxysteroid 17-beta dehydrogenase 2. Gene Ontology annotation, biological process: steroid metabolic process. Gene Ontology annotation, molecular function: testosterone dehydrogenase (NAD+) activity; estradiol 17-beta-dehydrogenase [NAD(P)+] activity. The transcript is spliced from 5 exons. The record is from RefSeq and is a predicted model, not a curated record. Bases 1 to 1167 code for a protein of 388 amino acids. Gene Ontology annotation, cellular component: intracellular membrane-bounded organelle. NCBI's taxonomy places the organism in Eukaryota, Metazoa, Chordata, Mammalia, Sirenia, Trichechidae.